Vicia faba (fava bean) is the source of this 423-nucleotide messenger RNA. The record is from the annotation of a GenBank genome assembly. Lineage: Eukaryota; Viridiplantae; Streptophyta; Magnoliopsida; Fabales; Fabaceae.
AUGCCAUCCUUCAAAUACAAAACCCAAGUUGAAACUGAACCAUACACCUCCAUCCACCUUCAUGUGCACCAUGCCAUAAACCAUGUACAAAGACUCCAAAACCAUGUCAAUCAACCUGCUAAAACCAGUACCACACCUGCAUUCAUCAAAUGCACAAUUCAGAAUAAUAACAUCAUCAUCAUGAUCAAUAAUUCAACAUACAAUACAGCCAUGUCAAGUUCAAAAUCAUGUUCAAACAUAAGAAAAACAAUACGCCAAGACAGAAAACAAACCUCAUCGACACUUCCACCACAAUCUCUCGAUUCUCCACUCAAUCCUUCUCAGCCGCAAGAUCACCUUUCUCAUGCCCCUCUUUCAGCACCUCUAACAACAUCGUUUCGAUUUCUUACGAAACUCUCGUUCACUUCAAGAAGCUUUUCUUGA